AUGGAGCUCUUCCAAGCUAAGGACCACUACAUCCUGCAGCAGGGCGAGCGCGCGCUGUGGUGCAGCCGCCGCGACGGCGGCCUCCAGCUCCGACCCGCUACUGAUCUGCUGCUUGCGUGGAAUCCCAUUUGUUUGGGGUUGGUAGAAGGUGUUAUUGGAAAAAUUCAGCUUCAUUCAGAUCUUCCAUGGUGGCUUAUUUUAAUUCGGCAGAAAGCCUUGGUGGGCAAACUUCCAGGAGACCAUGAGGUCUGUAAAGUAACCAAAAUUGCUGUACUAUCACUUUCUGAAAUGGAACCUCAGGAUCUUGAGCUAGAGCUCUGUAAGAAGCAUCAUUUUGGAAUUAACAAACCAGAGAAGAUUAUACCAUCUCCUGAUGACUCAAAGUUUCUACUGAAGACCUUUACGCAUAUUAAAUCCAAUGUGUCUGCUCCUAAUAAAAAGAAAGUUAAGGAAAGUAGAGAAAAGGAGAAGCUGGAGAGAAGAUUACUCGAGGAGUUGCUGAAGAUGUUCAUGGACUCGGAAUCCUUUUACUAUAGCUUGACCUAUGACCUGACCAAUUCCGUGCAGAGGCAAAGCGCCGGGGAGGACCCCCGUCCCCUCUGGCAAAAGGUUGAUGACCGAUUUUUUUGGAAUAAAUAUAUGAUACAAGACCUUACUGAGAUUGGUACACGAGAUGUGGACUUUUGGAUCAUCCCCAUCAUCCAAGGUUUUGUGCAGAUUGAAGAGCUUGUGGUUAAUUAUAAUGAGUCAUCUGACGAUGAGAAAAGCAGCCCAGAGACCCCACCUCAGGAGUCCACCUGUGUAGAUGACAUUCACCCACGAUUUCUAGUGGCUCUCAUUUCACGCCGAAGUAGACACAGAGCAGGAAUGCGUUAUAAGCGAAGAGGAGUGGAUAAAAAUGGAAAUGUUGCAAAUUACGUGGAGACUGAGCAGUUAAUUCACGUGCAUAGUCAUACCCUGUCGUUCAUUCAGACACGAGGCUCUGUGCCCGUCUUCUGGAGCCAGGCUGGAUAUAGAUAUAACCCAAGGCCUCGGCUGGACAGAAGUGAAAAGGACACGGUUGCCUAUUUCUGUGCCCAUUUCGAAGAACAACUGAAAAUUUACAAAAAACAGGUUAUUAUUAAUUUGGUAGACCAGGCAGGAAGAGAGAAAAUAAUUGGUGAUGCUUACCUGAAACAAGUGUUGCUCUUUAACAACUCACACCUCACCUAUGUUUCAUUUGAUUUCCAUGAGCACUGCCGAGGAAUGAAGUUUGAGAAUGUCCAAACACUAACAGAUGCCAUUCAUGACAUUAUUCUUGACAUGAAGUGGUGUUGGGUUGAUCAAGCUGGAAUAAUAUGUAAACAAGAAGGGAUUUUUCGAGUUAAUUGCAUGGACUGCCUGGAUCGCACCAACGUGGUCCAAGCUGCCAUUGCACGAGUGGUCAUGGAACAACAGCUGAAAAAAUUAGGUGUGAUGCCCCCGGAGCAGCCAUUACCAGUGAAAUGCAAUCGGAUUUAUCAGAUAAUGUGGGCCAACAAUGGUGACUCCAUUAGCAGACAGUAUGCUGGGACAGCUGCUCUGAAGGGUGACUUUACAAGGACAGGAGAAAGGAAGUUAGCAGGAGUUAUGAAAGAUGGUGUUAACUCAGCAAAUAGGUAUUACCUGAAUCGAUUUAAGGAUGCUUACAGGCAAGCUGUUAUAGAUUUGAUGCAAGGCAUCCCAGUGACAGAAGAUCUUUAUUCCAUAUUUACCAAGGAAAAAGAGCAUGAAGCUUUGCAUAAGGAAAAUCAGAGAAGCCACCAGGAACUAAUUAGCCAGCUCUUACAGAGUUACAUGAAGUUACUGCUGCCUGAUAAUGAGAAGUUCCAUGGUGGCUGGGCCCUUAUUGACUGUGACCCCAGCCUCAUUGAUGCUACUCACAGAGAUGUGGAUGUGCUGUUACUGCUUUCUAACUCUGCAUACUACGUGGCCUAUUAUGAUGAUGAAGUUGACAAAGUAAACCAGUAUCAACGACUAAGUCUUGAAGACCUGGAAAAAAUAGAAAUAGGUCCUGAACCCACUCUUUUUGGUAAGCCUAAGUUCUCCUGCAUGCGACUGCACUACAGAUAUAAAGAAGCAAGUGGCUAUUUCCACACACUGAGAGCUGUAAUGCGCAACCCGGAAGAGGAUGGGAAAGAUACCCUUCAGUGCAUUGCGGAGAUGCUGCAGAUCACCAAGCAAGCCAUGGGAUUAGAUGUACCUAUAAUAGAGAAAAAGCUUGAGAGGAAGAGCAGUAAACCUCAUGAAGACAUCAUUGGCAUCAGAUCUCAAAACCAAGGCUCUCUGGCCCAGGGAAAAAAAUUUUUAAUGAGCAAAUUUUCAUCUCUAAAUCAAAAAGUGAAACAGACCAAAUCCAAUGUAAACAUUGGCAAUCUACGAAAGCUAGGAAACUUCACAAAACCUGAAAUGAAAGUUAACUUCCUAAAACCGAACUUAAAAGUAAACCUUUGGAAAUCAGAUAGUAGUCUUGAAACCAUGGAAAACACAAGUGUGAUGGAAAAUAAAGCCCAGGCAGAGUCAGAAGGGGAAAUCUCUUCAGAUAAUGACUCGUAUCACUCUGAUGAAUUUCUUACAAAUUCCAAGUCUGAUGAAGACAGGCAGCUAACUAACUCUUUAGAGAAUGUAGGGCCAAUAGACUAUGUUCUUCCUAGUUGUGGUAUUAUUGCUUCAGCACCUCGGUUAGGCAGUCGAUCCCAGUCUGUUAGCAGCACUGAUAUCAGCAUUCACGUUCCUUCAGAGGUUACUAUUGCUCAUGACAGUGGGCUUGGAAAAGGCCACGAAUCGUCUUUGAAGAAAAGUCCUUCUGCUGACAACAUAAACACAUUGACUGGCUUUGCUAAGCCUGUGGAUAUUUACUGCCACAGAUUUGUUCAAGAUGCACAAAACAAAAUGACCCAGCCAUCAGAAACCAGCCCUGUUUCUCAGCAGGCUAGUGAGGAAGGAAAUCAAAUGACCAAUCAAGUUUCUAGUGAAGAAACUCAGUUUGAAUCGACGGAACAGCUACCUUCUCGACCUUGUCAAUUAGACGUGUCUUUUCCUGAAGCAGGCCCACAGUUUUUGUCAGUUGAACCAGUGCAUUCAGUUGUAUCUCAAAAGACCCCCGGCUCUGAAUCUGGCACGCUUGAACUUGAGAGAGGGCUUCAUGUAACUCCUUCUCCUUCAGAGAGCUGUAGCAGCAGAGCAGUCUCUCCUUUUGCAAAGAUUCGAAGUUCUAUGGUCCAGGUUGCUAACAUUACCCAGGCUGGGUUAACCCAGGGGAUAAACUUUGCAGUGGCAAAGGUUCAGAAGAGCCCUGCAGAUCCUGAAGUAGUUAAUGAAGUCCAGCAAAAUGAACUUAAAAAUAUGUUUACACAAUGCCAGACACGAAUAAUUCAGAUUUAGUUUUUAGUCACAUAGAAUCCUGUGGCUUUUAUUUAAGUCCCUCAAAAAAAGGUGUCACAGAGUGUGUGACACAGAUCUAGGGAUCACAAAUUCUAAUUACGUUAAUUUGGAAAGGUUUUAAAAGACUGAACCUGAGCAGAUUUCCAAAUCUGAGAGCUAGGACAAUGGAAGUGCAUC
Messenger RNA from Budorcas taxicolor (takin), 3579 nucleotides. RefSeq names its product inositol polyphosphate-5-phosphatase F (gene INPP5F). The record is from RefSeq and is a predicted model, not a curated record. NCBI's taxonomy places the organism in Eukaryota, Metazoa, Chordata, Mammalia, Artiodactyla, Bovidae. Gene Ontology annotation, cellular component: clathrin-coated endocytic vesicle; early endosome. The transcript is spliced from 20 exons. Gene Ontology annotation, molecular function: phosphatidylinositol-4-phosphate phosphatase activity. The coding region runs from base 1 to 3402 and encodes 1133 amino acids. Gene Ontology annotation, biological process: phosphatidylinositol dephosphorylation; regulation of endocytic recycling.